GUGGUCUGACCGAAGAGCACACACACUAUCUCAAUUAUAGGGUAGGUUGUACUGCUUCUUUAAAGUGUGGCUGACUUUUUAUUGGUGAAUCUAGUGGAGGGCUGCGCACCAAUAGCGGGCAGAACUGUACAAAGAGAUCUACUCCCUCCCCCAGCCACAGCACAGCAACCCUUACAAUGCUCAGAGCGGAGAGAGACAGUGCUGCGCUCACAUCCGCAUUGCUGGAUGGAUAUGAAAUAUCUGAUGAGACAUAUGCUAUUAUUUCAUUUAAUAUUCCUGCUAUGCCCCUGAAAGCGGUACGGUUUGUUUUCUUUUCAAUAAACAUUCUUUUAAAAUGAGAACUGUAACAAGGACAAAGAUUUUGGGCUGGCGGGCGGUUUGGUUGUUUCACAUCUUCACGUGGAAUACAAUACUGGCGCAGAUUCGCUACACUAUUCCAGAGGAACUGAGCAUUGAAUCUGUUGUUGGAAAUAUAGCGAAGGACCUGGGUUUGGGAAUUUCAGAGAUUUCUGAGCGCAAGCUGCGGAUCGCCUCCGAGGGUAAGCAGUAUUUCAGUGUGGAUUUGGGAAAGGGAGAGCUGAUCGUGAGCGAGAGAAUCGACAGAGAGACUCUGUGCGGACAAAGCGCGAGCUGUGUGUUACCGCUGGAAGCAAUCAUAGAAAACCCGUUAGAGUUGUAUCGUGUUGACGUUGAAAUACAGGACAUAAAUGACAAUGCUCCAAAUUUCCAGAAAAAUGUGAAUAUUCUAAAUAUUCCCGAAACUACUCUACCAGGUGCAAGAUUUCCUUUGGAAUUAGCACAAGAUCCUGAUGUUGCCUCAAAUUCAUUACGAUCCUACACACUAAGUAAAAACGAACAUUUUGUGCUGGACAUUAAAACAAACAAAGAUAGAACAAAAGUCCCGGAGCUGGUGUUAGACAAAGCGCUGGACAGAGAGAAACAGCCGGUGCACAAUAUCGUUCUGACCGCUGUAGAUGGGGGGAAUCCGGCUCGAUCGGGGACAACGGAGAUUAACGUUCGUGUUUUAGACAUUAACGAUAACGCUCCGGUAUUUGAAAAGGCUUCAUAUGACAUCAAGUUGGCAGAAAACACCCCGACUGGUACCGUGCUUGUGACCCUAAAAGCCGUAGACCUAGAUGAGGGACUCAAUGGGGAGGUAUUCUAUUCAUUUGGGUCCCAUACACCAGAGACAGUGCAGAAUCUGUUCAGUGUAGACUCACAAACCGGUGAGAUUACGGUGAUUGGUCCUAUAGAUUAUGAAGCAAGCACUUCAUUUAAGAUGAAUAUUCGCGCUACAGACAAAGGCACCCCAGCAAUGGAAGGUCAUACUAGUAUAGAAGUGGAAAUUUUAGAUAUUAACGAUAAUAUGCCGGAGAUCAUUCUGAAAUCGUCGCCGAGUCCCAUUAGAGAAGAUGCACCCAUCGGAACUGUCGUAGCUUUGAUUAGUUCCAGGGAUUUAGAUGCAGGCGACAACGGGAGAGUCACUUUGAACGUAUCUCCAGGUGUCCCGUUCAAAUUAAAACCCUCCUUUUCUACUCAUUAUGCUUUAAUCACUGACGCGAUUCUAGAUCGAGAAACAAACGCAGAAUAUAGCAUUGAAAUUACGGCAUCUGAUUCCGGAUCCCCGCCUCUGGCAUCGAAGAAAAUAAUUACAGUAAGCCUUCUAGAUGUGAAUGACAACCCUCCCCGCUUCUCUCAGCCUUCCUACACAAUGUAUGUUAAAGAAAACGGCGCUCCGGGAGCAAUACUGACUUCUGUGUCCGCUUCUGAUCCAGACCUGGGCGAGAAUGCUAAGAUCUCCUAUUCUAUUUUAGACUCCAAAGUACAAGACAUGUCCGUGUCCUCCUAUGUUUACAUUAACUCGGAUAACGGCAGCAUCUACAGCAUGCACUCAUUUGACUAUGAGAAACUGAAGGUGUUUCAGAUCCAGGUAGAGGCAAAGGACCAUGGCUCUCCGUCUCUGAGCAGUAACGCCACAGUUCAUGUUUUUAUCCUGGAUCAGAACGACAACGCCCCCGCUGUUAUUUACCCCUCUGCUAUCAUGGGCUCUGUCUCUCAUCAGAAGAUGCCCCGCUCUGCUAAAGCGGGACACCUCGUCACCAAAGUAACGGCAGUGGACGCCGACUCGGGCCACAACGCCUGGAUUUCCUAUAAGGUGGUGGAGGCUACAGACGCGUCUCUGUUGGGUGUGAAUCUUUAUACAGGGGAGGUGAGGACUAAGCGCGCAGUUUCAGAGCACGAUGACUCCUCUCAGAGGCUACUUAUAGAGAUAAAGGACAAUGGGGAGCCGGUCCAGUCCACUACAGUCACAGUUGGCAUAUUGUUGGAGGACGGGAUCCACGAGCCCAUCUCAGACUUUCGACAGAAAGCGCAGGAGCCCGGAAAGAAAAGCAAUAAAAUCACCUUUUAUUUGAUCAUCUCUCUGGCCUCUGUUUCCGCUGUAUCUUUUGUGACUUUUGUGAUUUUAGCAGUGAAGUGCGUUAGACACAGCCGAAGGGGCCCGUGUUGCUGUAUGAGACGGGCAGACUCUGACGGAUACGAGAAUCCCAACAGAAACCUGCAGAUCCAGCUGAACACGGACGGGCCCAUUAAAUAUGUGGAGGUCCUGGGAGGGGACAUGUCUCAGAGCCAGUCCUUCAGAUCCUGCUUCUCUCCGGUGUCAGAGUUCAGUGAUUUCACCUUCGUUAAGCCCAGCAGCACCACUGACUUUAAGGAAAUGAUUAAUGUCAUCGAUGCUUCUCUGCCUGACAGCGCGUGGACGUUUGAGGGCCAGCAGGUGAGGAUUUGAUUAAGAGCUUAUCAUUUCCGUUUCGACAGAUCCUACUUCAAGUUUAUUUGUAUUGUUUACCAUUGUUUUCGUACGGGGACAUUGUUUUAACUAAAAUAUCGAAAUGGCAGGGCAUUUAAUCGUCACUUUUCUAAUUAUUGUUGAUCUAAAAAUUCAAAAUGCCCAUUUCCGCUCGGUUCGUAAAUCCAAGGAUA
Megalops cyprinoides (Indo-Pacific tarpon) is the source of this 2982-nucleotide messenger RNA. RefSeq names its product protocadherin gamma-C5. Gene Ontology annotation, biological process: homophilic cell-cell adhesion. The record is from RefSeq and is a predicted model, not a curated record. The transcript has a single exon. The coding region runs from base 335 to 2788 and encodes 817 amino acids. NCBI's taxonomy places the organism in Eukaryota, Metazoa, Chordata, Actinopteri, Elopiformes, Megalopidae. Gene Ontology annotation, cellular component: plasma membrane. Gene Ontology annotation, molecular function: calcium ion binding.